CUGCGACUGCGCUGUGUGGAAGCUCGCUGAGCUUUCUGGACCGAGGACGGUCCGGGGGUCUUUUCAUAAAACUGGGCCCCUAGGCCCGGGAAGCCCAGACGCUUUGCUUUGGGUAAAGUUUGUUGUAACAGGAAGAAAUGGAUUUAUGUGUGGAUCGAGUUGAAGAAGUACAAAAUGUCCUUAAUGCUAUGCAGAAAAUCUUAGAGUGUCCAAUCUGUCUGGAGUUGAUCAAAGAACCUGUUUCUACAAAAUGUGACCACAUAUUUUGCAAACUUUGUAUGCUGAAACUUCUCAACCAGAAGAAAGGGCCUUCACAGUGUCCUUUGUGUAAGAAUGAUAUAACCAAAAGAAGCCUACAAGAAAGUACAAGAUUUAGUCAGCUUGUUGAAGAGCUAUUGAAAAUCAUUCAUGCUUUUGAGCUUGACACAGGAUUGCAGUUGACAUACAGUUACAACUUUUCAAAAAAGGAAAGUAGCCCUCCUGAGCAACUAAAGGAGGAAAUUUCUAUCAUCCAAAGUUUGGGCUACCGAAACCGUGCCAAAAGACUUCGACAGAGUGAACCUGAAAAUCCUACCUUGCAGGAAACCAGUCAUAGUGUCCAGCUUUCUAACCUUGAAAUUGUGAGAUCUCUGAGGACAAAGCAACAGAUACAAUCUCAGAAUAAGUCUGUCUACAUUGAAUUGGGAUCUGAUUCUUCUGAAGAUACAGUUAAUAAGGAAAAUUAUUUCAGUGUGGGAGAUCACGAAUUGUUACAAACCACCCCUCAAGGAGCAAGGGCCGAAGCCAGUUUGAAUCCUGCAAGAAAGGCUGCUUGUGAGUUUUCUGAGGCUAUAACAAAUAUUAAACAUCACCAAUCCAGUAAUAAAGAUUUGACCACCACUGAGAAGCAUGCAGCUGAGAAGCAUCCAGAAAAGUAUCAGGGUAUUUCUGUUUCAAACUUGCAUGUGGAGCCAUGUGGCACAAAUACUCAUGCCAGCUCAUUACAGCAUGAGAACAGCAGUUUAUUACUCACUGAAGACAGAAGGAAUGUAGAAAAGGCUGAAUUCAGUAAUAAAAGCAAGCAGCCUGGCUUAGCAAGGAGCCAACAGAGCAGAUGGGCUGAAAGUAAGGAAACAUGUAAUGAUAGGCAGACUCCCAGCACAGAGAUAAAGGUAGUUCUGAAUUCUGAUCCCCUGAAUGGGAGAAAAGAACUGAAUAAGCAGAAACCUCCAUGCUCUGACAACCCUAGAGAUUCCCAAGAUGUUCCUUGGAUAACACAGAAUAGUAGCAUACAGAAAGUUAAUGAGUGGUUUUCCAGACGUGAUGAAAUAUUAACGUCUCAUGGCUCACCUGAUGGAAGAGCUGAAUCAAAUACAGAAGUAGCUGGUGCAGAAGUUCCAAAUGAAGUAGUUGGAUAUUCUGGUUCUUCAGAGAAAAUAGCUUUAAUGACCAGUGACCCUCAUGAUGUUUUAAUAUGUGAAAGUGAAAGAGUCCACUCCAAACCCGUGGAAACUACUAUUGAAGAUAAAAUAUUUGGGAAAACCUAUCGGAGGAAGGCAAGCCUCCCUAACUUCAGCCACUUAACUGAAAACAUAAUUGUAGGAGCAUCUGCUGUAGAACCUCAGAUAACACAAGAGUGUCCCUUCACAAACAAACUGAGGCGUAAGAGGAGAACUACAUCAGGCCUGCAUCCUGAGGAUUUUAUCAAGAAAAUAGAUUUAGAAGUUGUUCAAAAGACUCCUGAAAAGAUAACUGAGAGAACUGACCAAAGAGAACAGAAUGGUCAUGUGAUGAACAUUACUAAUAAUGGUCAUAGGAAUGAAACGAAAGGUGAUUAUGUUCAGAAAGAGAAUGAUGCUAACGCAACAGAAUCAUUGGAAAAAGAAUCUGCUUGCAGAACUGUAGCCGAACCUGUAAGCAGCAGUAUAAGCAAUAUGGAACUAGAAUUAAAUAUUCACAGUUCAAAAGCACCUAAGAAGAAUAGGCUGAGGAGGAAGUCCUCUACCAGGCCUAUUCAUGCACUUGAACUAGAGGUCAGUAGAAAUCCACACCCACCUAAUCAUACUGAACUACAAAUUGAUAGUUGUUCUAGAAGUGAAGAGGUAAAGAAAAAAAAUUCUGACCAAAUGCCAGUCAGGCACAGCAAAAAGCUUGAACUCAUGGAAGAUAAAGAACCUGCAACUGGAGUCCAGAAGAGUAACAAGCCAAAUGAACAAAUAAAUAAGAGACUUACCAGUAAUGCUUUCCCAGAACUAAAUUUAACAAACAUACCUGGUUUUUUUACUAACGGGUCAAGUUCAAAUAAACUUCAAGAGUUUGUCAAUGCUAGCCUUCAAAGAGAAGAACUAGAAGAGAACCUAGAAACAGUUCAAGUGUCUCAUAGUACCAAAGACCUCAAAGAUCUCAUAUUAAGUGGAGGAAGAGGUUUGCAAACUGAUCAAUCUAUGGAAAGUACCGGUAUUUUAUUGGUACCUGAUACUGAUUAUGGCACUCAGGAUAGUAUGUCAUUACUGGAACCUGACACACCAGGGAAGGCAAAAACAGCACCAAAUCAACAUGUGGGUGUGUGUACAGCCAUUGAAAACCCCAAGGAACUUAUCCAUGGUUCUUCUAAUGAUACUAGAAAUGACACAGAGAGUUUUAAGGAUCCAUUGAGAUGUGAAGUUAACCAUGUUCAAGAGACAAGCAUAGAAAUGGAAGAGAGUGACCUUGAUACACAGUAUUUACAGAAAACAUUCAAGGUUUCAAAGCGUAAGUCAUUUGCUCUGUCUUCAAAUCCAGGAAAUCCAGAAAAGGAAUGUGCAACAGUCUAUACUCACUCCAGGUCCUUAAGGAAACAAAGUCCAAAAGUCACUCUUGAAUGUGGACAAAAAGAAGAAAAUCAGGGAAAGACAGAUUCUAAACUCAGGCAUGUGCAGGCAGUUCAUACAACUGUAGGCUUUCCUGUGGUUUGUGAGAAAGACGAAAAUACAGAUUAUGCCAAAUAUAGCAUAAAAGGAGUCUCUGGACUUUGUCGAUCAUCUCUGUUCAGAGGCAACAAAACUGAACUCACUAUUGGAAAUAAACAUGGAAUUACUCAAAACCUAUAUAGUACACCACAUAUUUCUCCCAUCAGGUCAUCUAUUAAAACUAUAUGUGAGAAAAACCUGUCAGAGGAAAACUUUGAGGAACAUCCAGUGUCACCUGAAAGAGCAAUGGGAAGUGAGAGCAUCAUUCAAAGUACAGUGAGCACAAUUAGCCAAAAUAACAUUAGAGUAAGCACUUUUAAAGAAGGCAGCUCAAGUAAUAUUUAUGAAGCAGAUUCCGGUACUAAUGAAGUAGGCUCUAGUAUCAAUGAAGUAGGUUCCAGUGGUGAAAACAUUCAAGCAGAACUCAGUAGAAACAGAGGACCAGAAUUAAAUGCUGUGCUCAGAUUAGGUCUCAUGCAACCUGACGCCUGUAAGCAAAGCCUUCCUGUAAGUAACUGUAAACAUCCUGAAAUAAAAAGGCAGGGAGAAAAUGAAGGGGUAGUUCAGGCUGUUAAUGCAGACUACUCUCCAUGUCAGAUUUCAGAUCACCUAGAACAACCUAUGGGAAGUAGUCAGGUUUGCUCAGAGACACCGGAGGACCUGUUAAACAAGAAUGAAAUAAAGGAAAAUGGCAGCUUUGCUGAAAGCGACAUGAAGGAAAGAUCUGCUGUUUUUAGCAAAAGUGUCCAGAAAGAAUUCAAAAGGAGCUCUAGCCCCUUAGUUCAUACACGUUUGGCUCAGGGUCACCAAAGACGGGCCAGGAAAUUAGAGUCCUCAGAAGAGGACACGUCUAGUGAGGAUGAAGAACUCCCCUGCUUCCAAUACUUACUAUUUGGUAAAGUAAGCAAUACACCGUCUCCAUCGACUAGACUUAACUCUGUUGCCACAGAGAGUCUGUCUAAGGAAAGAGAGGAGAACGUAGCAUCGUUGAAGAAGAGCUUAAACGACUGCAGUAAACAGGUAACAUCAGCAGAGGCGUCCGAGGAGCAUCACCUGCAUGAGGAGGCGAAACGUUCUAGUAGCUUAUUUUCCUCACAGUGCAAUGCAUCGAGAGACUUGACAGCUAAUACAAACACUCCGGAUCCUUUCUCGAUGUUUGACCCUCCUUCCAUGCAAGUGAGGCAUCAGUCUGAAAACCAGGAAGUUCUCAGUGACCAGGAAUUGGUUUCCACUGAUGACAAAAGGGAAACUGGCCUGCAAGAGUAUAAUCAGGAAGAGCAGAGUAUGGAUUCAAACUUAGAUGAAACAGCAUCUGAGUAUGAGAGUGAAACCACCCUCUCUGAAGACUGUUCAGAGCUGUCCUCUCAGAGUGUUAUUUUAACCACUCAGCAGAGGGAUACCAUGCAAGAUAAUCUGGUAAAGCUCCAGCAGGAAAUGGCCGAACUGGAAGCGGUGUUAGAGCAGCACGGGAGCCAGCCUUCUAACAGCUCCCCUUCCAUCAUAGCUGAUUCUUGUGCCUCACAGGACCUGCUAAAUCUGGAACAGAACAUGUCAGAAAAAGCAGUAUUAACUUCAGAGAAAAAUGGUGAAUAUCUUAUAAGUCAGAAUCCAGAAAGCCUUUCUGCAGAUAAGUUUCAAGAAUCUUCGGAUAUUUCCACUAGUAAAAAUAAACAACCAGAAGUGGAAAGGUCUUUCCCUUCUCAAUCCCAGUUGUUAGAUGAUAGGUGGUAUGUGAACAGCCAUUCACCAAGUCAGAAGAGAAAUUGCCCGUCGUCUCAAGAGGAGCUCAUUCAGGUGACUGAGGUGGAGGGGCAACAGCUGACACGGUCGGAGGCCCAGGAUUUCAUGGAGCCGUCUCUUUUGCCAAGACAAGAUUUAGAGGGAACCCCUUACCUAAAAUCUGGAAUCAGCCUCUUCUCGGAUGAGCUUGAGUCUGAACCUUCUGAAGACAAAGCUCCAGAGCCGGCUCAUGUUUACAGCGUGCCAACUUCAACCUCUACCUUGAAAUUACCCCAAUUUCAAGUUGAAGAAUUUGCCAAGAGUCCAGCCGCUGCUCAUACUACUAAUAUUGUGAGAGAGAAAAGUGUGAGCAGGGAGAAUCCAAAAGUGAUAUCUUUAACAAAAAGAGUCAGCAAAAGAAUAUCUAUGGUGGCAUCAGGCUUGACCCCCAAAGAACUUGGGCUUGUGCACAAGUUUGCCAGAAAACACCACAUUGUUUUAACUGAUCUAAUUACCGAAGAGACUACUCAUGUCAUUAUGAAAACAGAUGUUGAGUUUGUAUGUGAACGGACACUGAAAUAUUUUCUCGGAAUUGCAGGAGGAAAAUGGGUAGUUAGCUAUUUCUGGGUGACCCAGUCUAUGGAAGAAAGAAAGAUUCUAGAUGAGUGUGAUUUUGAGGUCAGAGGGGAUGUUGUCAAUGGAAGGAACCACCAAGGUCCAAAGCGAGCAAGAGAAUCCCAGGACAAUAAGAUGUUCAGGGGCCUAGAAAUCUGUUGCUAUGGGCCCUUUACCAACAUGCCUACAGAUCAGCUAGAGUGGAUGGUGCAGCUCUGUGGGGCUUCUGUGGUGAAAGAGCCUUCCUCGUUCACCCUCGGCAAGGGUACUUACCCAAUUGUGGUCGUGCAGCCAGAUGCCUGGACAGAGGACAGUGGUCUCCAAGCGAUUGGGCAGAUGUGUGAGGCACCUGUGGUGACCCGAGAGUGGGUACUGGACAGCGUAGCCCUCUACCAGUGUCAGGAGCUGGACACCUACCUGGUACCCCAGAUCUCCUGCUGAUUCCAGCCAGCCAUGUGUAUAGUGUACAGGGUCCAUCUCCACAGGACCCCCAGCAUGAGCUGAGGAAAUGGCCUUUUUCCAGGCCCUGGGAACUCCUCUUCAAUCUUUCCACAGUCCCAGUUACUAAAUAUUUUAGGUACAUCAGCCUGAAAAGAAUUUCUGGCUAUGCAGGGGUCCCUUAAAGAUUUUCUACUUCAAGCCUCCCUUUGAAAUCUGCCAUGAGCACAAAAUUGCGGUGAUUUUUUUACCUGAAAAGAAUUUAAAAUCAUUUUAAAUGCCACCAAUUGAGUAAGAUGCUGACUCAUUUAUCAGCCCUAUUCCCUGUGCUGGGGCUGUUGGCUUAGAGCUGAGGGCACAGAGUGGCUGGCCUCAGGAGAACAGAUGGUUUCCCCGAGUUUGUUUCUCUAAAACCCUAUGUUCAUAAAAGCCAAGACUCGGGCCCUUCAAUGGAAGGUGAUCUGUGGUGUGACUUAACAUCAGAACAGUCCUUGGCAGCUCUCAAAUGGAGCAUUGGGAAGGGGAUUCAGAGGCCGGCAAUGGAUAGAAAGAUGAAACUUGAGGGUUAGAGGAGAAGGGAGCCAUGCUGACCCUGAUCUCCAAAAGUCUCGGUAAGAAAUGGUGUCCAAAGAGUCUUCUAAUUCCCUAUCAGUAAUAAAUAAAAUGUUUACUGUCGUAGCUCUGAUAUGUAACCCAUCCUUUUGAAAGAGAAGAUCUCUGAUAUGAAUGUUUCAUGUCUGUAAAAUGACAGAUCCCACCAGGAAAGGAGCUGUUGCUUUCCUUGAGGUAAUUUUUCCCCUUUGCUCCCUAUUGCUGAGCUUCAUAAAUAAUUUUGUUUGCUGAAGAAAGAGAAAGUGUUUUUAUAAACUCAUGAUCCGGGACUGUUUAUAACUGUUGGAGGGACUAGGUCUUCCUCAGCCGCCAGUGUGUGAGGGCAGCGUAGACUUGCUUGUACAAAAUACGUUUUGUAAAUGUUGUGCUGUUUACCUGCAAAUAAACUUAGUAGCAAAC
Messenger RNA from Rhinolophus ferrumequinum (greater horseshoe bat), 6710 nucleotides. RefSeq names its product BRCA1 DNA repair associated (gene BRCA1). Lineage: Eukaryota; Metazoa; Chordata; Mammalia; Chiroptera; Rhinolophidae. Gene Ontology annotation, biological process: double-strand break repair via homologous recombination; negative regulation of fatty acid biosynthetic process; chordate embryonic development. The record is from RefSeq and is a predicted model, not a curated record. The transcript has 23 exons. Gene Ontology annotation, molecular function: ubiquitin-protein transferase activity; zinc ion binding; DNA binding. Gene Ontology annotation, cellular component: BRCA1-BARD1 complex; plasma membrane; nucleus. Bases 138 to 5702 code for a protein of 1854 amino acids.